This is a messenger RNA of Sitodiplosis mosellana (orange wheat blossom midge), 2655 nucleotides long. RefSeq names its product carboxylic ester hydrolase-like. The transcript is spliced from 10 exons. The record is from RefSeq and is a predicted model, not a curated record. Lineage: Eukaryota; Metazoa; Arthropoda; Insecta; Diptera; Cecidomyiidae. Bases 213 to 1946 code for a protein of 577 amino acids.
AGUCUCGUUUCAUCAAUCAUUUCGUUCGGUUGGAAAGAACUUGUUGGAAACUUUGCCCUAAGAUUGCGUUCCUAACUUCGUUCAAUGUAUUUUUUAUGGUUAUUUGGGGUGCGUUCAUUUACCGAUUGUACUGAUUUGACAUUUAGGGCAAAUUUGAUCGAAUUUCCAACAAGUUUUUUCUUUUACAAGCCUGAGUGUGCUCGCUUAUCGUAAUGAUGCUUUCAGUGCGAUUUGGUUUAUUCGUUGUUAUAUUGAUUAGUACUGUGAGUGGGAUACGGUCGGUACAGUAUAAAAUUGUUGAAACGCUAAAUGGUCAAAUUCGUGGCAUUGAAAGAAGGACACUUCUGAAAGGGGUUCCGUUCUACUCAUUCAAAGGAAUCCCAUACGCGAAGCCACCCGUUGGAGAUUUGCGACUCAAGGCACCAGAACCAAUCGAAUCAUGGACUAAUGUACUAAAUGCAUUUGAACACAGACGAAUUUGUGUACAGCCUGGAAAUCUACUUCCAUCACCAUUUCCACAAAGUGAAGACUGUUUAACACUAAACAUUUAUGUUCCAGCUGAUGUGAACUCAAAAGAGAAAUUUGCUGUGCUAUUCUUUAUUCAUGGUGGGGCGUAUGCUGAGGGAUCAGGCAACGAUCAUUAUUAUGGACCGGAUUUCAUCAUUGAAAACCAAACCAUUUUGAUAACAAUAAAUUAUCGGCUAGGAUUGUUGGGCUUUUUGUCGCUUGACACACCAGAAUACUCUGGUAACAUGGGUCUGAAAGAUCAGCAGUUGGCAUUGAAGUGGGUCCACUCAAACAUCGGACGAUUUGGUGGCGAUAAUAAACGAAUCACGGUCUUCGGUCAAAGUGCAGGAGGUGCUUCUAUUCAUUUCCACAUUCUAUCGGCUGAAUCGCGAAAAUAUUUCCACAACGCGAUUCCAAUGAGCGGAGUAGCCGAUCACUAUUGGGCAAUGUCGGAACAUAAUGAUCAUGUGGAACUCGCUUACAAAAUAGCCAGAGAUUUGGGUGAACCAAAGAGUACUCAUGAUGAAUUGAUAGCAUUUUUGAAAUCAGCUCCAGCCGAAAAGCUUGAUCAAUAUAGCACAGUUGCUGUACCAAAUGUAUUGGUCGAAAUUGUAUUCACGCCGCUUAUUGAGAGAAACGAUGCCAAGCAGCCAUUCAUUAUUGAUUCGCCAGAAAAAAUCUAUGAAACACAAGAGAUCAGUGUUAACACAUUAUUUACCAUGACUUCUUCGGAAGUAGUUGGAUUCAUUUCAAUGUUUCCUCCUUUAAACGAUUUUCUUAACAAUUUCAAUAUAUCACUACCGUUUAGAGGACUUGAAAUUCCACUUGAUUCGAACGAGUAUCGUCGUUUAGUGGAUGAAGUUCGGCGUUUUUACUUCGAAGACAAUUUACAGAAUGACCAAGCAAUGAAAAAAUAUGUCGAACUAUUAUCAGAUUUGAAUUAUGGUUAUGGAACUGAUAAAGCUGUGAGAGUCCAUGUGGCCAAAUCUAAAGGCAAAACUUAUUACCAAAGGUUUUCAGUUUACACAAAAUUAAACGCUAUCAUACCUCGAAGUGAAGAUGUUGCUCAUAUUGGCGGCGCUGCUCAUUUUGACGAUAUAUUUUAUCUGUUUCGCUCGAACGUGGCUCAGUCAAUCUACGAUGAAAUUUUGAACAAUAAAGAUGACAAAGAAUCGAAAGUUAUUACUCAAGCAAUUGAAAAUUUGAGUAGAAUUAUUACGAAUUUUGCAAAAUAUGGUGAACCGUCCCACAAAAGUGAUCCCAUCGACGGAGUUCAGCCGGUUCGAAAUGAUGAGGUUCAUUUCAUUGAUAUUAUGAAUGAGGGCAUCAAAACUGGAUUAAGUCCAAAUCAGAAGGUCAUCGACUUUUGGGUAAGCAUUGAACAGCGAGCUGCAAGGUUGUCUUUGGAUCUACAGAAGCAAAAUAAAGAUGAACUAUAGAAUGUUUGGGAAAAAUAUGUAGUCUUUGCAUUGUGUCUUUAAUUUUAUUGGUUAGAUGUAAUAGAAUUUAAGUUUAUUCUAAGUCGUAGCAAUGUUCUAAGUGUAGAAGCUGAAUUUAUUUAUUUGAAUUUCCUGGUAUUUUGAAAGAAUGUUCGGGUUGAGCUUCUUGUCUUGAGAUAACGACAAAUACGAGAUGCAAUUCAAUUUAGAAUUUAAACGAUAAUGAGUCAUUGAUGAGUUUAUUUUGUAACUUGAAUUUUUGCUUCUUGGCUGCACGAAUGUUUUGCACGGUCAAAUUUGAUUCGAUUUCAGUCUUUUGUACUACUUCAUUUUAUUUAUCAAAUGCGAAUAUGUGUGCAUCAAGUUGAUGCCAUCAACAUUGUUCGAUUCAUUACGUCCAAUCAAUUGAUAUAAACACUAAUUGCUUCAAGGUCAAAGUUUCAAAUUAUUUUGCAUAGCAACGUUUGGGCGCAUCAUUCGAAAUUUGAUAAUAAAUCUGCCAAUAACUGAGAUUCUCUAUUAGUCUCGUUCCGUCUGUCACCUAGAUUGGUUGCAAUACUUUCUGUAUUCUAUUCAAUAAUAAUUGUUUGUUAGUAAAUCAAACUAAAAUGAAUUUGACCGUGCUUUUCGUCAUUUUAUCCUUUGUCAUCGGUAUGUGAAAAUUAUACGGAAGAUAAGAUUUAAAAAUAAACGCUAUUCUUAAUGAGAA